UCCAGAACGCGCCAAAGUUUAGAAGGACUCGCUUGUAUUAUCACGGAUACUCCUGUCUAGACAUUCAUAGCGGGUGUUUGUAAAUAUACCAACAGUAUAAAUAAACAACCUGCAUCAGAUGGGACAGCUUCAACACUGAUAUAGGUGACUCCUAAGGUCAGAUCAUGGCUGUGCCUUUUGUUAAAGACUGGGAUGUGGUGCAGACCCUUGGAGAGGGGGCGUAUGGAGAGGUGCGACUGCUGGUCAACAAGAAGACAGAAGAGGCCGUGGCGGUGAAAGUUGUGGACAUGGCAAAAGCCAAGGAUUGUGUAGAGAAUGUGAAGAAGGAGGUUUGCAUAUGCAAGAUGCUUUCACACCCAAAUAUCGUACGUUUCUUUGGGUACAGGAGUGAGGGGACGACACAGUACAUCUUCCUGGAGUACUGUAGCGGAGGAGAGCUCUUUGACAGAAUCGAGCCAGAUGUUGGGAUGCCAGAAAAGGAGGCGCACAGGUUUUUUCAGCAGCUAGUAGCUGGUGUGGAAUAUCUUCACAGUGUUGGGAUUACACAUCGUGACAUAAAGCCUGAGAAUAUUCUUCUUGAUGAUAAAGAUAAUUUGAAGAUUUCUGAUUUCGGACUGGCUACCAUGUUCCGCAACCGUGGCCGGGAGCGGGCGUUGACCCGUCUGUGUGGCACUCUGCCCUAUGUUGCCCCUGAGCUGAUGUCACGCUCAGCAUUCCACGCUCAACCUGCGGACACUUGGGCUUGUGGCAUUGUGCUCACGGCAAUGUUAGCUGGAGAGUUACCAUGGGACCAGCCGAGUGAAAACUGUCAGGAGUAUUUGGAUUGGCUAGAGAAGAAAAUCUACCUCACACCCUGGAAGAAAAUUUAUGCUGUUCCACUGAGUCUGCUAUCUAAGAUAUUACUGCAUAAUCCAGAGGACAGGUUCACCAUUCCAGAAAUUAAGAAACACCGCUGGUUUAGCAGUAGUUUCAAAUCAGCAGUAAAACGACAGAGUGAAACACCAGAAAACAAGAUGCAUAGGGCUGACUCUGAGCUCUCACAGUUGAGACGAAAAAACAGUGAUGAAAGAGCACAGAUCUCCAGCUCUCAGCCUGAGCCGCAGGGAUUGUGGGAGGAGAAGGAGGUUACGGUGCACACUGAUGUCAGUGUCAGCUUUUCACAGCCUGCCUGUCCUGACCACAUGCUGCUGGGCAGCCAACUGCUUGGCACACCGGGUGCCAGCCAGAGCCCAUGGCAGCGGUUGGUGAGAAGGAUGACCAGGUUCUUUACUACGGUAAAGGCAGAACCAUCUUGCAUUGCUCUCCGUGAUGCCUGUAUUGCUAUGGGUCACACAUGGAAACAGAGCUGCACCAAUCAGGCGACAGUGUCCACAAUGGAUCGUCGCAAUAACAAGUUGAUCUUCAUAGUGCACUUCCUGGAAAUGGAGGAACGCAUUUUAGUAGAUUUCCGUCUGUCAAAGGGCGACGGUUUGGAAUUCAAGAGGACAUUCCUGAAACUAAAACAGAAGCUGGCUGACAUUAUUAGUAACCAAAAGGUUUUGCCUUUGAAUUGAUGCGUCCACAUUUUUACAUGCAAAGUCUGCUUUCACACAUGUGUACAGAGGUACACUAAGUUUUAUGAUCGGGGAACGUGUUUAGAUUUAUGUUGUAGUUGUAUAUGUCUGUUUUUCUGAUUUGUGUAUGAAGGAUUGAGGAGAAGCUAUUCAUUCGUGGUCCGUUACUUAUUAAGAGAGGGUUUAAUUUCUGCCCCUUAAAAAGAUGUGAGAUUCUGAAUGUGAAAAACAAAAUUGAAAAUAAAUCUGUCAUUAAUCAUGCUGUUUGGCUCAGUCAGCUGUUUAAAUUAUAAAAUGUAGAAAGGAAAAAAUGUAAAGAUCUUUUUUUGGAGCAUGUAACAUGACCAUAGUGCAACUUGCUUUAGACAGUUCAAUGUCUAGAGAGAAUUAAAUAAACACCAGUAAUGUUC
Sinocyclocheilus anshuiensis is the source of this 1963-nucleotide messenger RNA. RefSeq names its product serine/threonine-protein kinase Chk1-like. NCBI's taxonomy places the organism in Eukaryota, Metazoa, Chordata, Actinopteri, Cypriniformes, Cyprinidae. Bases 165 to 1553 code for a protein of 462 amino acids. Gene Ontology annotation, biological process: DNA damage checkpoint signaling; protein phosphorylation. The transcript is spliced from 13 exons. Gene Ontology annotation, cellular component: cytoplasm. The record is from RefSeq and is a predicted model, not a curated record. Gene Ontology annotation, molecular function: protein serine/threonine kinase activity; ATP binding.